Molecule: messenger RNA, 1695 nt
Organism: Alternaria atra
Lineage: Eukaryota; Fungi; Ascomycota; Dothideomycetes; Pleosporales; Pleosporaceae
Exons: 3
Coding region: 1-1695 (564 amino acids)
Biological process (GO): carbohydrate metabolic process
Source: RefSeq, a predicted model, not a curated record
AUGCAUUGGACAAGACUUUUCGCUACUGUUGUUUCGUUGGCAACACUACGCUUGGAGGCUCUUGCGGCGACCACCUGUUGGCGGGAUACGAAGUGCAGUGGUCCUAGUGAAGCUGCCUUUCAAGGGCCAUGGCACGAGAACAUCUACGCCCCUUCAUCGCGUACAGUUCGUCCAAGAUCAGUCAUCACCAUCCGAGACCGCCACCCAGCAAGCUAUCCGCGCACCGUCGUCCUCCGUGGUAACGGAACAAAUGUUGUUUUCGAUUUCGGCAUCGAAAUCGGUGGCAUCGUGUCUCUCUCCUACACCAGCAAUGGAACUGGUGCAAUUGGCCUCGCAUUCUCCGAAGCAUCGACGUGGAUAGGGGAGUGGUCCGAUGCAUCGAACGGGAAAUUUGCUGGGCGUGACGGCGCGUUGUAUGUCAACAUUAGCACUGCCGGUCCCGGGACGUACACGAUGCCGGAUGAGGUGAUGCGAGGAGGGUUUCGUUAUAUGACUGCCUUUCUUGUAACGGAUCGGGGCGCAUACGUUAACAUCACGGACGUGCAGCUGGAGAUAAGUUUCCAGCCUACAUGGACGAACCUAAGGGCUUAUCAAGGGUAUUUUCACUGCAAUGAUGAGCUGCUGAAUAGGAUUUGGUAUGCAGGCGCGUACACACUCCAAACGAAUGCUGUACCCACAAACACUGGACGAUGGGUUCCCAUGCUUGCGAACGGCUGGGCCAACAAUGGUACUUUGGGGCCAGGCGAUACCAUCAUCGUUGACGGCGCAAAGCGAGACCGCGCCGUGUGGCCAGGCGACAUGGGUAUUGCUGUUCCCUCGGCUUUUGUCAGCACCGGAGAUCUCGACAGCGUGAAGAAUGCGUUGCAAGUCAUGUUCGAUUACCAGAAUCCUGAUGGUUCGUUCCCGGAAGCGGGACCGCCGCUGUUACAGCAAAACAGCGAUACAUAUCACAUGUGGACGAUGAUUGGGACGUACAACUACAUGCUUUACACCGACGACAAGGCCUUUGUGCAGAAGAAUUGGGCCAAGUAUUUGAAAGCCAUGGAGUACAUAUACGCCAAAGUUCAAGUCAAUGGAUCUGGAUUGUUCAAUCAAACCGGUACGAGGGAUUGGGCACGCUGGCAAACUGGUUUCAACAACACGGAAGCAAACGUUAUCUUAUACCAUACUUUGCAAACUGGCGCUCAGUUGGCGAUAUGGCUAAACGAAACUAUAGCUACCGCCAAUAACUCCACAACCAACACUCUAGCAGAAACAUACACAAAUCGCGCAACAGCCCUCCAAACAGCCAUCCUAACACACACCUUCGACGCCUCUGUCGGCGCCUUCCGCGACAAUGCAACCCUAACCUCUCUCCACCCCCAAGACGCAAAUAGCAUGGCCCUCCUCUUCUCUUUGGUCCCUCCUUCCUCCGCUAUAGCCCAAUCCGUAUCCACCGCCCUAACGCAAAACUGGACGCCCAUUGGCGCCGAAGCGCCCGAACUCCCCGGCAACAUAUCCCCCUUCAUCUCCAGUUUUGAAAUCCAAGGCCACUUCACCGUGGGCCAAACAGAUCGGGCGCUAGAAUUGAUUAGGAGAAGUUGGGGGUGGUAUGCCAAUCAUCCCAACGGCACGGGCAGGAGAGGGGCUAUGGGUAUGAUCCGAGUUAUGUGUCUCAUGCUCAUGGCUGGAGUGCGGGGCCUACGUCUGCACUGA